Sardina pilchardus (European sardine) is the source of this 2060-nucleotide messenger RNA. It is a transcript of the gene h3f3c, whose product is annotated as H3 histone, family 3C. Gene Ontology annotation, molecular function: DNA binding; protein heterodimerization activity; structural constituent of chromatin. Gene Ontology annotation, cellular component: nucleosome; nucleus. The record is from RefSeq and is a predicted model, not a curated record. NCBI's taxonomy places the organism in Eukaryota, Metazoa, Chordata, Actinopteri, Clupeiformes, Clupeidae. The coding region runs from base 146 to 556 and encodes 136 amino acids. The transcript is spliced from 4 exons.
GGAAAGUGAUUGACACGGCGGCCAUUUUGCCGCUCUGCUCUGGCCAUUGUGUGAGAGAUAGUAAAUACUGACAGUACAGACAAGCACUACACAUUUUUCUCAGCGGAAAAGUGUUUAAAUUCUCCUAAGGUGAGCAGAAACAGGCAUGGCACGUACCAAGCAGACCGCCCGUAAGUCUACUGGAGGCAAAGCCCCCCGUAAGCAGCUGGCCACCAAAGCUGCCCGCAAGAGUGCGCCAUCUACUGGUGGGGUGAAGAAGCCCCAUCGUUACAGGCCCGGAACUGUGGCUCUGCGUGAGAUCCGUCGGUACCAGAAGUCCACUGAGCUGCUGAUUCGCAAGCUGCCCUUCCAGCGCCUGGUGAGGGAGAUCGCUCAGGACUUCAAGACUGACCUGCGUUUCCAGAGUGCAGCCAUUGGAGCUCUGCAGGAGGCCAGUGAGGCGUAUCUGGUGGGUCUGUUUGAGGACACCAACCUGUGCGCCAUCCACGCCAAGCGUGUCACCAUCAUGCCCAAAGACAUCCAGCUGGCCCGUCGUAUUCGUGGGGAGCGUGCUUAAAUGCACCCCCCCACACACACCCCUCCCCAUGGCCAAUCCUCCUUCUCUUUCUUUUCCUCUUCACUGCCUCCCUUCUUCCUUCCUUCCCCCUCCUCUUCCCUUCACCCCUUCUUCUUGGUAGAGUUUAGAAUAUCAGUGAUCAUGAUGAGAGGUUGUGUAUAAGUCCAGUCUCUUAGUCUCCGUCUGUUUGUGCCGCAGGCGGGUAGGGUACCUUUAUGUGCAUGUAAAACAGGUGCUUCUGAUCAGGGACUCACCCCAGCAUGCAAGCACACACACACACACACACACACACACACAUAUAUGCAAGCACACACACACACACACACACACACACACCCACACACACACAGAGAGACACACACAGACACAUACACAUUCAAACAAGAGCACGCGCACACAAGCGAUUGGUGAGUAAACGAGGUUCUCAUUAACACAUCAUCAUAUUUAUGUGCCAGAGAAGAGCUACCCUCGAAAGAUCACACACAGAAACACAUACACACAGACCCACACACACACACACACACACACACACAGCAGAGGGCCGAGUUGGGGUAAGGACUGGGGUUAGUCUGCUAAAGGGGAGCGGUAACUUCCACAGCAGGGUGCUAAAUUACACUAACCCCGUCCUGCUCAUAACACGCACACACGCGCACCAAGACAAGUAUCCUGUUCCUUCGACACUCAGAAUCCAUCCUUAUUGUCUUUCCAUCAGACACUGGGCUGGACAAAACUUGAUUAGAGUUUUAUUCCUGUUUCUGUCAUGUCAUCCCCCCCAACUCACACACACAAACACACACACACACACACACACACACACACACACACACUGUGUGGAGGGUCAACUCUUCUCUCAUGGUGGUGGUGUUUGGUCCCUGAUCAGCUGUGCAUAUUUAGUAUUCAACUGCAGACCUGCAUCUAUUGGUUGAAAGUUGUUACUUAAAAUAUUGAUGAUUACUAUAAAUGUUGAUAUGGUGUCUUUUUUUUUCUCUUUUUUAUUAUGAUGCAUUGCAUACACAAUUUCUUUUUACCACUGUUAGCAGAAGAGCGUGAUAAAUCACAUAUAUAAUGUUUUUUUUUUUUUGUAUUACUAUUAAGAUUAUUUUCUGUUAAGUAGCAGCCGAUCUUCUUUCCCCCCUGUUUUACACUCUGGCAGCCACAGGGGGGCGCUAUAACCCAGCAUCUCAUUCACUGUGUUACUGGUAAUCAUUCAUUAAUACUCUUGCUCCCUACCCCUCACACACCUCUAUUUCAGAUCGGCAUUAGGUUUCACAAAAGUGUAGCAAAAAAAGUUAUUCUUACAUUUAGUCUCUACAUCCACUCUAUAUGUAGAUUUGAUUGUAGACUCUCCUGUUUUUUCACACUUGCGAUACACAGUAUAACCUCAUGUUGUAAUUUCAUUCUUUUUUGUUUCGGUUUUCGGUAUUUUCAGAAGUUUAAAUAAGCUGAUCUUUGUAUUUUCCAAAUUUCUCAUACUAUGGUGGUAAUAAAUAGAUGUUACACACAA